AAAACAUCUCAACUGAUAUAACAAACUUGCCCUGUAGGGUGAUGGAUUAAGCAGAAGGCUUGAAUCUAUGCUACUCCCUGUGUGGCCAUGCUCCCAUUGGAUCAACCCAACCAGAAGACAGAAGGCAAAGGAUUCCAGGUGAUACAGUCUGUAGAGGUCAGCCUCCUGGGGAACAAAGUAGGUCAGCAAGAGGCAGCAAAUGGACAUAGGAGAAGAAAUAGGAAUCACCUCAGGAUGCACGCGUCAUGAAAGAGGUCCAGAAGUCCUUAUGUGCUCACAGUGAGGAACAGAAGAGAUGGCUGAGAUGCAGGAAAAACACAGGAAGAGCCAAGACAGAAUGGCGUGGCAGGGGCUGGUGCUGGCUGCUUGCCUCCUCGCGCUCCCCUCCACCACAGCAGACUGCCUGUCCCAGUGCUCCUUGUGUGUUGUGAAGACCCAGGAUGGGCCCAAACCCAUCAACCCCCUGAUUUGCUCCCUGGAAUGCCAGGCCACCCUGCAGCCCGCUGAGGAGUGGGAGAGGUGCCAGGGCCUUCUGUCUUUCCUCACUCCCUUCACCCUCGGGCUUAAUGGCAAGGGAGACCUGGAGAGCAAGGCAGCUUUGGAAGAGCCCUAUAGUGAGCUGGCAAAGCACGCGGGGCCCUUCUUGAAGGAGCUGGAGAAAAACAGAUUCCUUCUCAGCACCCCAGCAGAGGAGAAUGAUCUGAGCAGCAGCCUGGCGGAGAAGCUCAGGGGUCUCUCUGGCAGGUUGGGGGAGGAAGCAGAGUCUGGGCUGAUGGGGGGGGCCCAGCCGAAUGGUGGUGACAUGGAGGCUGGAACACUGGAUUCCGGUGAGGAGGACCCCAAGGAGCAGGUCAAACGUUACGGCGGCUUUUUGCGCAAAUACCCCAAAAGGAGCUCAGAGGUGGGCUCGGAGCUCGGAGAUGGGGAUGGGGAUGGGGACGGGGACAAGGUGGGCCACGAGGACCUGUACAAACGCUAUGGGGGAUUCUUACGACGCAUCCGUCCCAAGCUCAAGUGGGACAACCAGAAGCGCUAUGGCGGUUUUCUCCGGCGCCAGUUCAAGGUGGUUACUCGGUCUCAGGAAGACCCCAAUGCCUAUUAUGAAGAGCUUUUUGAUGUGUAAACACCUCUCCAUCGUGGAGUUGAGUCAGGAGCUUCCCGUAAUGCCCUUCCAGAUUGGAGUGAACGCAUUCAUUUGCCCCUGUAGCCCCCAUCCCUACGCUCAUUUCAGCAUUGUCUAUAAGACAUCCAAACCUAGCCUGCCUCUCUUCUGCCUGGGUGCAGUGUUUGUCUGGGUCAGUGAGGAGGGAGGGUGGAGGUUCCCCUCUCCAAUAGGCUUAGCACUUGGCUCCGACCCUACACCUCUAAAACUACUACCAGCAGCAGCUUUUGGUAUCAAUCCCGUUCAUGUGACUCCCCAGUUCCAGGAAUCCAGACUGACCUCUUGAUCCCUCUGGAUCUAUGAUCAGGCAUUCUGAUCAAUGCCCCUCUCAGAAGAAAAAUGAGCAUUCCCCUUCUCAUGCAGAUAUAUUCAUUUAUAUAGUAUAUGCAUGUAUCAUAAAACAUACAAAAGGUAGAAAUUU
Molecule: messenger RNA, 1583 nt
Organism: Balaenoptera acutorostrata (minke whale)
Lineage: Eukaryota; Metazoa; Chordata; Mammalia; Artiodactyla; Balaenopteridae
Gene: PDYN
Product: prodynorphin
Exons: 5
Coding region: 296-1123 (275 amino acids)
Biological process (GO): sensory perception; neuropeptide signaling pathway; chemical synaptic transmission
Cellular component (GO): dendrite; axon terminus; plasma membrane
Molecular function (GO): opioid receptor binding
Source: RefSeq, a predicted model, not a curated record